AUGUUGGCAUUCCUGCACACCGCAGCAGUUGCUGCCCUGCCGGGCAUGCGAAAGGUGCGAGACGAGCGUCAGAGAUUGUGGCCAUUGAUAACGCUUUCGGUUGUGCGGCGAGAGCGUCCCGACCCGUUCUGGUUUUGUGAGCGGCGUCAAGAGCCGACCUCUGUCGCUGGGAGAUUUCAGAGUUGGCAAGAUUCUUGGCGCAGAGCACUUGAAAGCCGCCACACAACCCGCGGUCCGGUCCCUCCCCCCCUCCGCAGAAUUCAUCAGUGUGAAGGUCUUGCCCGCCCAGUUCAAGGCUGCUGCACUGCAAGACGGGCGUGUGGGUGUAUUCCAUUGAUAGCUGCAGGUGAGGGCUGGCCCGAUGAAUGACCGCCGGAAGCGCAUCAUGGAGGGGGCGGACCGCGGCAUCGACCCGUACAAGCCCCCGCAGGUGGAGAUGAAGCUGCUCGGUGAGUCACACGCACACAUGGCCCCUCCCACCACACACACAGACACACACACCAAUUGCAUCCCCUGUGGUAUUGUGGGGGUGCCCUUGUCGGUCUGUAUGUCUGUCAGGCACCGUCAUCCGCGGCCUCUUGCGGCCCCUGCUCGACACACACGCGGGAGACCAGCAGGUCCGCACCGCCGAUGAGGCCGCCUGGCCAAGGCGACAUACAUCCAGUUGGUGGCGCCUCUCAUUGGGCAGCAGAUCGUCGUCAAGGACAAGAACGGCAACCCGGUGCCCCCGCUCAGCCAUCGGCAUGGUCAAGUACCUCAGGAAGAGCCGGGUGGCUGAGGCGUCCAUGCCAUCGGAGGACACCACUAAGAAGGCAGUAAGAUGGCAGAGCACGCCCUCAGAAAGUGAUUCAUCGACGUUCCUUGCGUGCGCUAUCUUCAGCAGCAGCAGCAGCAGCACAAGUUGA
Molecule: messenger RNA, 905 nt
Organism: Vitrella brassicaformis
Lineage: Eukaryota; Vitrellaceae
Source: the annotation of a GenBank genome assembly